AUGUCAUCAACAUUAUCAAAUCAAGCUCAAUUGAGAUACAUGGUGGAGUGGUUUCAAGAGUGGUCCGAAAUGCAGCGUGGAGAUUUUUUAAGUGUACUUAUUGAACGAUGUGGACCUCCUGAUUUGGUGAAUGGACUUGUAUCUGGCAUCGAAGGUUUGGGAUGCAAUAAAGAUGAACCAACGAGACCACCAAGUUUGUUUCAAUGUCGUGUAAAACUUUUCCAAGAAUGGAGCCAGAAUUGGUCUCAACAGGAGAAAGACAGUUUACUGACUUCCAUUAAGAAUAUUGAUCCUAAAUUUGCUGAAAAAUAUGAACGAAGACUGACAACUGGCAGCGUUGAAGAAGAAGAAUCGUAG
Molecule: messenger RNA, 357 nt
Organism: Cotesia congregata
Lineage: Eukaryota; Metazoa; Arthropoda; Insecta; Hymenoptera; Braconidae
Source: the annotation of a GenBank genome assembly